Messenger RNA from Entrophospora sp. SA101, 762 nucleotides. The record is from the annotation of a GenBank genome assembly. Lineage: Eukaryota; Fungi; Glomeromycota; Glomeromycetes; Entrophosporales; Entrophosporaceae.
AUGUUUUUACGCUUAAGAUUGCUAAGGCCUUUGCACUGUUUAUUAGAUGCAGAACCAUCAUCCCUUGUGGCCACAACAAAGAUUAUCAUCUCUCUCGUUAGCAGUUACAAGUAUGAUAUCUCGCCAAUUCUUGAUGAAUUACCUGAAGAUUCAAAAAUAAGAAGUGCAGUUAGUUCAAAAAUCGCAAAUCUCUUUAUGGUUUUAACAAAGGAUUUGGCGAAGGAUUUGGUACAGGAAAAGGUAGACCUAACAAAGGAUUUAAUGCAGAAACUAGCAGAUGUAAAGGACGAAAAAUCAGAACUAACAAAGGAUUUAAUGCAGAAACUAGCAGAUAAUGAUAUCAAAUACCGCACUGAACUUCUUUUACGAUCAAAAAGGAUGUGUAAUGUGAAAGGUGCUUUAGAGUUCAUCAGAUCAAUGGAUAAAACUACCUCAUUUCGUGAUCCUACAGACAGUGUUUUAAUGAAAUUGGUACAAGAUGCAAAGUUUGUGUCAUAUUUAAAACAAAUAUGCUUAGCUAAUAAUUCUCGAUACAAAGAUGUGGAAAAGUGUAUGGGUGGUCUUUACCAUACUGUAUCAAAACAAUUACAUGGCCAUGAUAAGGAUAUUGAAAUUGAUGCACGAGACUGGAGUGUGAAUGAAGUACUAACACUAGGUGCUCUUUUUCAUUAUUAUAAUAUUCCAUAUUAUUAUGAUGAAGAGGGGCAAUUAACUGAAUACCUUUACAUUUUGCAAAAUAGUUCUGUUAAUGGGAUCUCAUAA